AUGGCCGCCUCUAAGCCACUCCGUGUUCCCUCUAUGUUUGUCAGCCAUGGAGCAGGCCCCUUCCCACUCUUCGAGGAGGGCUGGGAGACUUGGCGGCUGUCUGUCAGCAAACUUGGCAGCAAACUUGACGGUGCCAAGGGCAUUAUAGUCAUCUCUGCUCAUUGGGAGACGGAUGAGCCUCACCUCACCUCCUCUGCCAAUCCCGGCCUUUACUACGACUACGAAAACCCGCCAGAGGGCUUGGUCCUCCCGCAGCGGGUAUUCGAAGAAAAGUACCCAGUGGCAGGGAACCGAGAGUUGACGGCGUAUGUAGCCCAGCACCUCCGAAGUAAUGGGUACAGACCGGUUCUUGAUGAGAAACGGGGGCUGGAUCACGGUGUCUUCGUCCCGUUGAAGACCAUGCGGCCCCAGGCCGAUAUUCCCGUUGUCCAGUUGUCCGUCCUUAGGGGUGGCAACGAGCAAGAAACUACGGAUAGAAACCUGAAGCUCGGACAGGCGUUGGUGCACUUCCGAGAACUUGGGUACGCUGUUAUUGGCAGCGGAGGGUCCUACCAUGACUUCGGGGCCGCUUUCAAGGCCAUGGCGGAGGGACUGCCCAUUCCUGCUGCAGCCGACGAAUUUGAAACCUAUUUGGUAUCCGUAGCAUCGAUCACCGGAGGUGACGAGAGAGCCCAGGCAUUAAGGAACUGGAGGAAGGCACCCUCAAGUUACGUCGCACAUGUCGAGGGCCAUGCUGAUCAUUUCUGGCCUUUUUUGAUCGCUGCUGGUAGCGGUGGAAAUAACCCCGGAAAGAGGGUUGAGCUUGUGAGAAACGUUGUCGGACCGAUGAGCUUCUUUGAGUGGUAG
This is a messenger RNA of Penicillium arizonense, 846 nucleotides long. RefSeq names its product DODA-type extradiol aromatic ring-opening family dioxygenase. The transcript has a single exon. NCBI's taxonomy places the organism in Eukaryota, Fungi, Ascomycota, Eurotiomycetes, Eurotiales, Aspergillaceae. Gene Ontology annotation, molecular function: oxidoreductase activity, acting on single donors with incorporation of molecular oxygen; zinc ion binding; ferrous iron binding. The coding region runs from base 1 to 846 and encodes 281 amino acids. The record is from RefSeq and is a predicted model, not a curated record.